Gigantopelta aegis is the source of this 639-nucleotide messenger RNA. RefSeq lists its product as uncharacterized. The coding region runs from base 1 to 639 and encodes 212 amino acids. NCBI's taxonomy places the organism in Eukaryota, Metazoa, Mollusca, Gastropoda, Neomphalida, Peltospiridae. The record is from RefSeq and is a predicted model, not a curated record. The transcript has 7 exons.
AUGGUCGAAAAGACGUUGGACCACACCAAGAAGGAUGACGGCGAGUUCUGGAUGUGUCUCGACGACUACAUGAAGAGUAAAGAGUGGGAUUCUGUGGUCGAAAAGACGUUGGACCACACCAAGAAGGAUGACGGCGAGUUCUGGAUGUGUCUCGACGACUACAUGAAGAGUAAAGAGUGGGAUUCUAUGGUCGAAAAGACGUUGGACCACACCAAGAAGGAUGACGGCGAGUUCUGGAUGUGUCUCGACGACUACAUGAAGAGUAAAGAGUGGGAUUCUAUGGUCGAAAAGACGUUGGACCACACCAAGAAGGAUGACGGCGAGUUCUGGAUGUGUCUCGACGACUACAUGAAGAGUAAAGAGUGGGAUUCUGUGGUCGAAAAGACGUUGGACCACACCAAGAAGGAUGACGGCGAGUUCUGGAUGUGUCUCGACGACUACAUGAAGAGUAAAGAGUGGGAUUCUGUGGUCGAAAAGACGUUGGACCACACCAAGAAGGAUGACGGCGAGUUCUGGAUGUGUCUCGACGACUACAUGAAGAGUAAAGAGUGGGAUUCUAUGGUCGAAAAGACGUUGGACCACACCAAGAAGGAUGACGGCGAGUUCUGGAUGUGUCUCGACGACUACAUGAAGUAUUAA